Messenger RNA from Chanos chanos (milkfish), 411 nucleotides. RefSeq names its product histone H3. The transcript has a single exon. The coding region runs from base 1 to 411 and encodes 136 amino acids. Gene Ontology annotation, molecular function: structural constituent of chromatin; protein heterodimerization activity; DNA binding. The record is from RefSeq and is a predicted model, not a curated record. Gene Ontology annotation, cellular component: nucleosome. NCBI's taxonomy places the organism in Eukaryota, Metazoa, Chordata, Actinopteri, Gonorynchiformes, Chanidae.
AUGGCCAGGACCAAGCAGACGGCUCGCAAAUCCACCGGUGGCAAAGCCCCCAGGAAGCAGCUCGCCACUAAGGCUGCUCGCAAAAGCGCCCCGGCUACCGGCGGCGUGAAGAAGCCUCACCGUUACAGGCCCGGCACCGUGGCUCUCCGAGAGAUCCGUCGUUAUCAGAAGUCCACCGAGCUGCUCAUUCGCAAGUUGCCUUUCCAACGCCUGGUCAGAGAAAUCGCCCAAGACUUCAAGACCGACCUGCGUUUCCAGAGCUCGGCCGUCAUGGCUUUGCAGGAGGCCAGCGAGGCGUACCUGGUUGGUCUCUUCGAGGAUACCAACUUGUGCGCUAUCCACGCCAAGAGAGUCACCAUCAUGCCCAAGGACAUCCAGCUGGCCCGUCGUAUUCGCGGCGAGCGUGCCUAA